Messenger RNA from Heterobasidion irregulare TC 32-1, 411 nucleotides. RefSeq lists its product as uncharacterized. The coding region runs from base 1 to 411 and encodes 136 amino acids. The transcript is spliced from 6 exons. Lineage: Eukaryota; Fungi; Basidiomycota; Agaricomycetes; Russulales; Bondarzewiaceae. The record is from RefSeq and is a predicted model, not a curated record.
AUGUAUAUUUGGCCGACACGCUGGUCCAUCGUCAAGAGCAUCUACAUGCUCAAUCGAUACGGAAACCUUAUUGGGCUUGCCAUCCUCUGCGCGCACAUCAACGGAUUCUUAUAUCUCAAUACCAAAUCCUUUUGUGCUCGCGCUACGAUGGGAACAGGCAUAUUGAUGUAUGUAUCCCUCACAUCAAUACACGUGCUCAUUCUCUUACGUGCCUGGGCAGUGUGGGCACGCGCACAGAAUAUAUUAAUGACUCUCAUCUGCAUGUUUGUUUUGUAUUUUGUGGCGAGCAGUUCGCUCUUGAUAUGGGAGAUGCUACAAUUGACUGAUGAGGCUUUUCCCUUGGCUGACGUGACUCACACUUGUAUCGCCUUUGUCUCCCCGUCUUCAUGGGUGUUGUGGCUCCCUGGGUGA